UAAAUAAACAAAUUGAAUUGAUAAAAAAAUUUGAUUUGGUUAAUCAAUGAAUGGAUCAGAGACACAAAAACAAAUUUGAGUUUUCCUUUCAUGACCUUAAUGCCUGUCGUCAGUCGCCAAGCCAAUGCAAAAUGGAAUUGGAAUUGGAAUUGUGAGUUCAGUGGUUUUUGUUUUGUCGAUUUUCUGCUAUUCCUUUAAUUUUCUCUCGUUUCUCCCUUAUUUUCAAUUUUCGUUCACGUUCAAAGAAAACUAAAGCCAAUACACGCAACUGUUUUCGUGCUUGGAUGAUUCAGUGCAAAAGUGCUUUUUGUUGUUGCAUGAGUCUGACUGCCUGAGUUGUGAUUAUGGUUACGGCGGCUCUGUGUUGACGGCUUUCAAGGAGAGUUCAUCUGAGCACACACAUUUGCCGCGCUGUUGUGUUGUGUUGUUUGGUUUUGUUGCGUUUUUCGUUGUUUGGUUUCCUUUUUUUGUUUUUAUAGUUUUUUUUUUGUUUUUUGUUUUUUGUUUUUUGCUGUAAACAAGACAGUGUGUGAGCUGCCGUUCGCUGAGCUUGCUUCGUUUGAGCAAAAUCCAGUUGGAAGUAGUGAAAUUCAAUUUGCUGCUUGAGUAAAUGUUAAUUUUGGUGAUAAAUUUCUAAUUAAUAGCAGAUAUUAAAAUAGAGUUUUAAUGGAUAAAUUGUGAAUAAUUAAGAAAUCGCUUACUUCGGCUCAAUUUUUGCAAUGGAAGUUUUAAUGAAUGUGAAGUGUUCUUCAACAACAACGAAGCCUUCCAGUACAACACAACACGCAAUCGAUGUGGUUGACAACAAAAACAAACUCAAGCAACAACAACACAUUUUGGGUUCCUUUAUGCGUGGACCUUUGGCACCUGACAUCAAAUCUUUAUCAAACCAGAGCUCGCAAUCAUUAUUAGCAGUAAAGAAUACCGUUCCGUCAAAGCAGGAAGUGAUCAUGAUAGCAAAUUCGGAGUAUGUGACAGCAAAACAUUGUUGCAACCAACAGGAUUUGAGUGAAAUACCUGUUGCUACAACAGCAGUGAUUCAAGAACUAAAUGUGAAAGCUACUACUUCCCCAGUCUAUCAAUCAACAAUAUAUGACGCAGAGCGUAAUAAAUCUUGUUCUGCUUCUGUCACUGUUACGCCUGUUACUCCUGUUACUGUACAGGAGUCAAUCGAGUCUGUUAUCAGUACCCAAAAUAAUAAUCAGUACGACAUCCAAUACGAGUAUCACGAGCCAGAGGAAAACUUUGUAUCAAUUGAUGAUGCAAAGAUUAAAGGUUUCUUGAUGAAAAUUGGACAGGAGCAGAAAUAUGCAAAAAAUAAUGUCAGAGGUACGAUCACAAGCAAAGUCGUGGCAACUUCGAAUACAGAAAAUGUUGUUUUUGAGAUUAUUGAGCUAGAUGAUGAUCCAAAUAACGAACCAAAUGGAAAAAACAAUGUUGAUGACGUGCCUGCCACAUUACAACAUACAGUAUGCUAUAGUAAAAAAAGUCAAAAUUUGAAAUCCGGUAACCAUUCAGCUAUAAAAUCCUCAAAUGCAGAGGUGAUAGCUCAGAUAAACUUAAUCGAAAGUAGCGACUCUGAAUCCGAUGAGAAGAAUAGUAAUGUGAGUGAUAAUGAUAGAUUACCAUUAGCUGUAGCUACAGUUUCUUGUGAAUUACAAUGCGACGAUGAUGAAAAUGUGGAUGUGACAUUAAGACAGAAACAUUCCAAUGAAGUUAUAAUUUUACCAUCUGAUGAUGAUGACGACGACCUUAAUGAUGAUCUUAAUGAUAUGAAUGAAAUGGAACCUGAAAUAUGUUUUAGUGAUUACGAAGAACAGAAAGAACGAACAUAUUUUGAAUGCUUUCUGUGUGGAAAGAAGGUUCAGUCCAGUUAUAACUUAAGGCGGCACAUGAUGAUACAUACUGGUGAACGUCCUUUUGGUUGUGAUAUGUGUGAAAAACGUUUUCGUGAAUUUAGUGACUUAAAAAAGCAUCGUCGACGUCACGUGAAAGAACCUAAUUUCCAUUGCAUGGUUUGCCGUGUGAAUCGACCGACUGAACUAGAUCCAACUCGAUGCAAUAGUUGUGAUAUAAAAAACAGUUCAUUGUUUGCUGAAAGUCGGCAACAGUAUACAGCUCCAGCAUCACCAGAAAAGUCGUUGAGUCCUCCUGUAAAAAAAACACCGUCACGCAACAUAAUACCCUGCACACCGUCAGCACAACCUGCUAAGAGCGUUUCCCCUUUAUUGGCAUCCUCAACAACAAUAUCAACAUCAACAACACUUCCACCACCUCUGGCACCCAUAACCCCAACAAUCGAUACACAACGUUUACUUGACAAUCUUCCAGCUGUACAUCGACCUAAUUUCAACCAACCGGGUACAACAACUCGUAAGGAAUUUCCUUGUCCGUUAUGUCAGCGACCUUUCGGUACACGACAUAAUCUUAAACGCCAUUUCAUGAUACAUACUGGAGAGAAACCUUUCAGUUGCUCACAGUGCCGCAAACCUUUUCGAGAAUAUUCAACCCUCAAGAAACAUAUGGUUACACAUCAACGUGAUCGGCUUUAUAAAUGUUUGCGUUGUCCAUUAAACUUUAGAGAUUACUUAGAUUAUAUAGAACACAAAAAUACGCAUCCGAAAAGUGACAUUAUUGUGACUAGUAGCAGCAACAAUAUAACAAGUUGUCCUAAAAAGCGUUCCAAACUUAUGCACGACGAAUUCUACGAUUCAAACGAUGAAGACUCGUUGCCAGAAGAUUGGAUCGAAUGCUGUGAGUGUGGGCAACGCUACACAGAUAUCGAGGCUUACACCGAACACUUGAAAGUACACGAAACUAACGUAUUCGUCUAUGAAUGCUUUGUUUGCAAGAAAGUCUUUGAGGAGCACAAGACAUUGUUAAAGCACAUGGGUGAGCAUAAUUAUAGUUCUAAUCAAGAAAACGAACAAAAGAUAGAUGGAGAUGAUUAGCAUUGGCUUAGAAAAUGUAACUUCAAUAAUAAUUUCAAAGCAUUAUAUAUAUAUAAA
Messenger RNA from Teleopsis dalmanni, 3008 nucleotides. RefSeq names its product zinc finger and BTB domain-containing protein 41-like. Gene Ontology annotation, cellular component: nucleus. The coding region runs from base 720 to 2951 and encodes 743 amino acids. The record is from RefSeq and is a predicted model, not a curated record. Lineage: Eukaryota; Metazoa; Arthropoda; Insecta; Diptera; Diopsidae. The transcript is spliced from 3 exons.